CGAUAGAUGGCGCAACAGCUGAUUGUUCGCGUGGAUUUUAUUUGCAUUUAAUUUCGGUUCAAUUUCGCCGGUUUAUCACAUAAAAAUGGCCCCGCCAAAGGCCAAUAGCCACCGGGCGGCAGUGCGACGCAAGAAGUCCGUAAGCUUCUUGCAAUCCCUGCAGGAUAAGUACCUGAAUGUGCGGUUUUUCAAGUACCUGCUGCUGGAGCCGGCCGCCGUGCCCCUUGUUGCCAUAUUUAUCCUGCUGGCGGAGACUGUUAUCAACCUGGUGGUGAUCCAGCGUGUGCCCUACACGGAGAUCGACUGGGUGGCCUAUAUGCAGGAGUGUGAGGGUUUCCUCAACGGCACCACCAACUACGCGCUGCUCCGGGGUGACACUGGACCUCUGGUUUACCCCGCUGCUUUCGUGUAUAUCUACUCGGCUUUGUACUACCUCACCUCCCAUGGAGCUAAUGUCCGACUGGCUCAGUACAUCUUCGCUGGGAUCUACCUCCUGCAGCUGGCACUGGUGCUGCGUCUCUACUCCAAGAGCCGAAAGGUGCCACCGUACGUGCUGGUCCUAAGUGCCUUUACCUCUUACCGCAUCCACUCGAUCUAUGUUCUGCGACUAUUCAACGAUCCUGUGGCUGUCGUCUUGUUUUACGCCUCCCUCAAUCUAUUCAUGGAUCGACGAUGGACCUUUGGUAGCGUCUUCUUCAGCCUGGCGGUGGGUGUGAAGAUGAACAUAUUGCUGUUUGCUCCUGCUCUCUUCCUGUUUUAUUUGGCCAACUUGGGGCUGUUGAAGACGCUCCUACAGUUGGUCAUCUGUGGAAGCGUACAGCUUCUCCUAGGCGCUCCUUUCCUACUCACUCAUCCGUUGGAAUAUCUAAGAGGCAGCUUCGAUUUGGGACGCAUCUUUGAGCACAAGUGGACGGUGAACUAUAGGUUUUUAACCAAGGAGCUCUUCGAAAACCGUACCUUCCACCUGUCCCUGUUGGGGCUGCAUUUACUACUCCUCCUCGUGUUUGCCAAGCCCACCUGGACCUUCUUCCAGAGCUAUGUGCGCCUGCGUCGCGUUGAGGAUCAGCUGCAGCCGCAAAUAGCCAAUAAAAAUCGCGAGGUGAAGACCCAAAAGAAGCUGAAGAAGGCCGAAAAGGACAAGGAUCAAGAGAAGCUCACCAUUGAGCAGCAGGCCUUCCUGAAGUCCUUCGAGAAGACCCUUCAGAAAUCAGCUGGAGCAAAGGCUUCUCCAGCUCCGCCUGCCUCACAGUCGGAACCGGAACGCUAUGGCAUCCACUUCGAUCGCUGCACUCAGCUGGCCCUGCUGCCCUUCUUCCUGAGUAAUCUAAUAGGCGUGGCCUGCGCUCGAUCCCUGCACUAUCAGUUCUAUGUCUGGUACUUCCACUCCCUGCCGUACUUGGCCUGGUCUACGCCCUACUCCCUGGGCGUGCGUUGCCUCAUCCUCGGCCUCAUCGAGUACUGCUGGAACACCUAUCCGAGCACGAACUUCUCCAGUGCCGCCCUGCAUGUCAGUCACAUCCUCCUGCUGGGGGGCAUAGCUAAGCAACUGUUCCAAACCAUGCGAUUAAAUAAUGCCAUCAAGAAGGAUCAGCAGCAGCAGAAGAAGGUCCAAUAGGUAGUCCCUAGAAGGUGACUAGCCACAAGUGUCAGUGAAAAGUGUUUUGAAAAUGCCAAAAAGAAAAGAAAAUAUAAAUAACUUAAUUUGCAGUAACUGUAGUUUGAUUAUGAGACAUCAAGACAU
Drosophila serrata is the source of this 1741-nucleotide messenger RNA. RefSeq names its product Alg3, alpha-1,3- mannosyltransferase (gene Alg3). Gene Ontology annotation, molecular function: dol-P-Man:Man(5)GlcNAc(2)-PP-Dol alpha-1,3-mannosyltransferase activity. Gene Ontology annotation, cellular component: endoplasmic reticulum. The record is from RefSeq and is a predicted model, not a curated record. Lineage: Eukaryota; Metazoa; Arthropoda; Insecta; Diptera; Drosophilidae.